Myripristis murdjan (pinecone soldierfish) is the source of this 8495-nucleotide messenger RNA. It is a transcript of the gene dip2bb, whose product is annotated as disco-interacting protein 2 homolog Bb. Lineage: Eukaryota; Metazoa; Chordata; Actinopteri; Holocentriformes; Holocentridae. The coding region runs from base 1 to 4947 and encodes 1648 amino acids. The record is from RefSeq and is a predicted model, not a curated record. The transcript has 40 exons.
AUGGCCGACCGCGGCGUUGAUUUGUCGGCUCUGCCUAAAGAGGUCAGGGACCAGCUGGCGGAGUUGGAUCUGGAGCUGUCCGAAGGUGACAUUACACAGAAGGGCUAUGAAAAGAAGAGGACCAAACUCCUGGCUCCUUACAUCAUCCAGACUCCAGUGGAGCCGCCCCCUCAGAAUGACCUGCAGGCUCCAGGUCCCAGCUCCUCAAGCCACGCCCCUCCUCCCUCCAGCUCAUCCCGUUACCGUGACAGACGAUCCCGCAGGACGCACCGCAGCGGAGGAACCAGGGAUGACCGUUAUAGAUCAGAUAUUCACACUGAAGCAGUGCAAGCUGCUUUGGCAAAACAUAAGGAGGAGAAGAUGGCACUGCCUAUGCCGACCAAACGCCGCUCCACCUACGUCCAGUCUCCCAUCGAGACCCGCACCCCACCAGACUCCUCAUCAGGUUCUGAAGAUGAGACGUCUGCGCGCAGACAGUCGUCACUGGUUGCUGCGCCCCCUGUGGUCAGUCCUAACCUGCAGAGCCCUGACUCCUGGAUCAACCGCUCCGUCCAGGGCUCCUCCACCUCCUCCUCAGCAUCCUCCACUUUGUCUCACGGAGAGGGGAAGCCCCAGCCUCAGUGCCAGCCUCAGCCUCAACAUCAAGCCCAGCCGCAGCACCAGCCCCAGCCCCAGUACAAGCCCCAGUACCAACCUCAGUACCAACCUCAGUAUCAGCCCCAGUACCAGCCACAGUACCAGCCUCACUACCAGCCUCAGCCCCAGCCACAGUGCCACCCGCAGACAGCAGCUGUGACAGAAAUGUUGGCUCACAGUCGUAUCGCCCCCUCAGAGAACAGCGGCCCCCCUCCUGAUGUGACGGCUGUGGCCCCCCCAACCAGAGGGCCAAGGGUGGACCUGCCCUCCAAUGCCGUGGUGCGUGGGAUGAGUCGUGGGCAGAGCCGCUCCAGCAUGAUAGAGACUGCAGACGGAAGAGGUAAUAUCCAGAGGGUUCCUGUGAGCAGCAGGGUGUCCACUAAGAUCCAGCAGCUUCUCAACACCCUGAAGAGGCCCAAGAGACCCCCGCUCAGCGAGUUUUUCACAGACGAUUCUGAGGAGAUUGUAGAAGUGCCCCAGCCGGACCCCAACACACCCAAGCCAGAGGGCCGUCAGAUCAUCCCAGUGAAAGGGGAGCCUUUAGGAGUGGUCAGUAACUGGCCCCCAGCCUUGCAGGCAGCCUUGGCUCGUUGGGGGGCCACACAGGGCAAGAGCCCCGCCCUCACUGCCCUGGAUAUCACGGGCAAGCCCCUGUACACACUGACCUACGGGAAGCUGUGGAGUCGCAGUGUGAAGUUGGCAUACACCCUCCUCAACAAGCUGGGCGCCAAGAACGAGCAGGUCCUCAAGCCGGGAGACAGGGUGGCGCUGGUGUACCCCAACAGUGACCCUGGGAUGUUCUGGGUGGCCUUCUAUGGCUGCCUGCUGGCUGAGGUUAUCCCUGUACCUAUCGAGGUACCACUCUCUCGCAAGGAUGCAGGUAGCAGCCAGGUGGGCUUUCUGCUCGGUAGCUGUGGUGUUGGUUUGGCUCUGACAAGUGAGAUCUGUCUGAAGGGACUCCCCAAGACCCCAACUGGAGAAAUACUGCAGUUCAAAGGCUGGCCUCGACUAAAGUGGGUGGUGACAGACUCAAAAUACCUGACCAAACCCUCCAAAGACUGGCAGCCACACAUCCCUACCGCCAACACUGAUCCUGCAUAUAUAGAGUACAAGGCCAGUAAAGAGGGCACAGUGAUGGGCGUGGCUGUUUCUAAGGUAGCCAUGCUGACCCACUGCCAAGCACUGACCCAGGCCUGCAACUACUGUGAGGGUGAGACUAUAGUGAAUGUCCUGGACUUUAAAAAGGACAUGGGUCUGUGGCAUGGAGUUCUCACAGCUGUCAUGAACAGAAUACACACCAUCAGUGUUCCUUAUGCAGUCAUGAAGGCUUGUCCUCUUUCCUGGGUGCAGAGGGUCCACAUCCACAAAGCUCGUGCAGCUUUGGUGAAGUGCCGUGACCUUCACUGGGCCAUGAUGGCCCAUCGGGACCAGAGAGACACCAGCCUGGCAUCACUACGUAUGCUCAUUGUUGCUGAUGGUGCUAACCCCUGGUCUGUGUCAUCUUGUGAUGCCUUCCUAAAUGUGUUCCAGUCCCACGGGCUGAAGCCUGAGGUCAUCUGCCCCUGUGCCACCUCGCCUGAGGCCAUGACAGUGGCCAUACGCAGACCGGGAGUGCCAGGUGCGCCCCUCCCUGCCCGGGCCAUCCUCUCCAUGGGCGGCCUGAGUCACGGGGUCAUCAGGGUCAACACUGAGGACAAGAACUCUGCCCUGACCGUGCAAGACGUGGGACAUGUGAUGCCUGGAGCUCUGAUGUGCAUUGUGAAGCCGGAUGGGCCUCCUCAGUUGUGUAAGACAGAUGAGAUAGGAGAGAUAGUUAUCAACUCCCGGGCUGGAGGCACCAUGUACUACGGCCUGCCCGGAGUCACCAAAAACACCUUUGAGGUGAUACCAGUUAACGCGAGUGGGGCUCCAAUUGGAGAGAUUCCAUUUGUGCGGUCGGGACUCCUGGGGUUUGUCGGUCCGGGCAGUCUGAUCUUUGUGGUGGGGAAGAACGAGGGUCUGCUGAUGGUGAGCGGACGCAGACACAACGCUGAUGACCUGGUGGCCACCGCCCUGGCUGUUGAGCCGGUCAAGACUGUGUAUCGUGGGAGGAUUGCUGUGUUUUCAGUCACAGUGUUUUAUGAUGAGCGGAUUGUAAUUGUAGCGGAACAGAGGCCGGAUGCCAGCGAGGAGGACAGCUUCCAGUGGAUGAGCCGAGUGCUUCAAGCCAUAGACAGUAUCCACCAGGUAGGCCUGUACUGCCUGGCUCUGGUCCCUGCCAACACGUUACCUAAGACCCCGCUGGGAGGCAUCCACAUCUCGGACACCAAGCAGUUCUUCCUAGAGGGCAACCUGCACCCCUGCAACAUCCUCAUGUGUCCCCAUACCUGCGUCACCAACCUGCCCAAGCCGCGCCAGAAACAGCCUGUGGGUGUGGGUCCAGCCUCCAUCAUGGUGGGCAACCUGGUGGCAGGAAAGAGGAUUGCCCAGGCUUCAGGCAGGGACCUUGGCAUGAUCGAAGACCAGGACCUUGUCAGGAAGCUCUGUAUGUGGCCCACUAUGAUGCAUCAGUAUUUGACAGAGGCUCUGCAGUGGAGGGCGCAGACAGACCCAGACCAUGUUCUCUAUGUGCUGCUUAAUGCCAAGGGGGUAGCAGUGUGCACAGCCACUUGUGUUCAGCUCCACAAGCGAGCAGAGAAGAUCGCUGCAGCGCUCACUGAGAAAGGCAGCAUCAACACUGGGGAGAAUGUCGUCCUGCUCUAUCCUCCUGGCAUUGAUUUGAUAGCCUCCUUCUAUGGCUGUCUCUAUGCUGGCUGUGUUCCUGUAACUGUCCGGCCUCCGCAUCCGCAGAACCUGGCAGCCACACUGCCCACUGUCCGCAUGAUCAUUGAUGUCAGUAAAGCAGCUUGUAUCCUUACCACUCAAAAUCUUACGAGGAUUCUGCGCUCCAAAGAGGCUGCCGCCACGGUCAACAUUAAAACAUGGCCAACAAUUAUAGACACAGAUGACCUUCCUCGCCGCCGCCCACCGCAGAUCUACAAGCCACCCACAGCAGAGAUGAUCGCGUACCUGGACUUCAGUGUGUCCACCACAGGCAUGCUCACUGGGGUCAAGAUCUCCCACGCGGCAGUCAGCGCUCUGUGUCGCUCUAUAAAGCUGCAGUGUGAGCUGUACUCCUCUCGCCAAAUAGCCAUCUGCUUGGAUCCUUACUGUGGUCUGGGCUUUGUCUUGUGGUGUCUUGCAAGUGUCUACUCAGGUCACCAGUCCAUCCUGAUCCCUCCCUUUGAACUAGAGAGCUGCCUAUCUCUAUGGCUGAGCACGCUCAGUCAGUACCGUAUCAGGGACACCUUCUGUUCCUACUCCGUCAUGGAGCUCUGCACCAAAGGCCUGGGCUCGCAGACAGAGUUACUCAAAGCACGGGGUGUGAACCUGUCAUGCGUGCGGAGCUGUGUGGUGAUAGCAGAGGAGCGGCCGCGCCUGGCCCUCACACACUCCUUCUCCAAGCUGUUUAAGGACCUGGGAUUGUCGCCCAGAGCCGUCAGCACUGCCUUCGGCUCCCGGGUCAACCUGGCCAUCUGCCUGCAGGGCACCACUGGUCCUGAUCCCUCUACAGUGUAUGUGGACAUGAAGUCCCUCCGCCAUGACAGAGUGAGGCUGGUGGAGAGAGGAGCACCUCAAAGUCUUCCUCUAAUGGAGUCUGGCAAGAUUUUGCCAGGUGUCAGAGUGAUAAUUGUAAAUCCAGAGACCAGAGGCCCACUGGGUGAUUCCCAUCUUGGAGAGAUCUGGGUGAACAGCCCUCACAGUGCCAGUGGUUAUUACACCAUCUAUGGAGAGGAGAGCCUGCAGGCUGACCACUUCAACACCAAGCUCAGCUUUGGGGACCCUCAGACCUUAUGGGCCAGGACGGGAUACCUGGGAUUCGUGAAGAGGACUGAGCUGCUGGAUGCCAGCGGGGAUCGUCAUGAUGCCCUGUUUGUGGUUGGCUCACUGGAUGAGACUUUGGAGCUGAGGGGUCUGCGUUACCACCCUAUUGACAUCGAGACCUCGGUGUCCCGGGCUCACCGCAGCAUCGCUGAGAGCGCGGUGUUUACAUGGACCAACCUGUUGGUGGUGGUGUCGGAGCUGUGUGGUUCGGAGCAGGAUGCACUGGACCUGGUGCCUCUGAUCACCAACGUGGUGCUCGAGGAGCACCACCUCAUCGUGGGUGUGGUGGUCAUUGUUGACCCCGGGGUUAUUCCCAUCAACUCCAGAGGAGAGAAGCAGCGGAUGCACCUUCGGGACUCUUUUCUCGCUGAUCAGCUGGAUCCCAUCUAUGUGGCUUACAACAUGUGAGGGGUCUUUGUCUUUGCUAUGCGGCCAAGCUGGGCUGGCCUUGACCUGAUUGGUUAUCACGUACAAUCUGGCUACUGGACCCUCAUUAUGGCACAUUAUGGACUACUGGCUGCACAGACAAGGCAACAGCGUAAACAAUGUGAAAGAGACAGGACACUGAAUCUAAUGUACCUAAUGUCUGGGACUGGACUGGUGUGGAGAUAUUCACUGUGUUUUAUAGAUUGAGUUUCGCCAGUGGGAUAGAGGCAAGUGAACUAAACAUGCCAAGACUGUCCUACUCAAACUGAAACUAAAUGAGUCCUGGUUGCACUCUCUACGGGGCAGACUGGCCUGUACAACAGAACUCCUUUGAAAAUCAGCUCUAUAUUAAUGUUUCUGUGAACGUCCACCUUAUUCUGUCGUGACCCCAAGCCUUUUAAGACACUCUCCCUUUUAUUCUCCUAGAAUAUCAAAGAGCUACUGAACCUAAAUUAACAACUUGAAAUACUUCUAAGUGCAGUGUUCAGACAAAUCCACACAAACGCACGUGCUGACCUCUCGCUCAUUCUCCACUAAGUAAAGGUGCUAAAUAAAAGAGGGCACAUGAAAACACACCAUAAUACUAAUCAUCAGUCUCAGUCUGUGUACACUGUUUAGAAAGUUGAUAUAGCCCCAGUGCUAUUAAAGCCAAAUAGACUUUAACAACUUUUGUGUUCCGAUUUAUUUCCUGCCUUACAAACCUUCAGCCAUACAUUCCUAUCUUAAUUAAUCUUAAUUAUCUUAAUUAAUCUAUUAUUAAAGGAACAAGCCAGGUUUUGGGGGAUAUUUGCUUUUUGUCUGUCUUAUCCAGCAUCAGACAAGAAGACUGAUCGUUCCAAAUGUAGCUGCAUUUAAACCAAUCUGGAUCUCAUCUCAUAUGCUUUAUAUUUUUAGCCGUCAAAAAGAUGCAAGAUGUAAUGUUGAAGUAGCAGCUUUGGGGAUGCCUGAAGGUGUUAUUUCCCUCACUUCACAUAAGCUGUGCUGGUGGCUUGUCCUCCUGGUCGUGCACCAAGCUAACUCAGUUCGCAUGCAGACCGUCUCUAUGUUUGUACUGGAUGUACAGGGAUGAAACUGAUACAAAUCUUCUCGUCUUGAUUGUGGGUGAGAGAUACCUCAUAGUGAAUUUCCCCAAACCUUGGUGUGUUCCUCUAAUGGCUGUUGAUCUAUUCCCUUUUGACUUUGAAUAGUGGUGGAAAUCAUAAAUGAUAUCCACAUGGAUCAAGAUUAUAGAAGAUCGAGGCCAUAUUCUGUACUGUACCUAUAAAGGCCUCCGUAUUUUAGAUAUACUGUAUGUUACUGUACAGGUAUUUUUUAACUGUAUAAAUGUAUAAAUGUGUGACUCAUCUCUCUUAACUAAAGGUUUCCAGAUAGCUAACCUAGCCGUGAGAUGACAAUGGUAGCAGAAAGAACGUUGUAAAUAAGAUUUUAACAAUUUUGAAAAUGAUAUAUUCACUAAUCCUAAAGCACCAUUAGUCAGGAUAACUAUAAUUAUUAACAUUGCACUUUCUCUAAAAAAAAUGUCUAUUUUAUUAUGAAAAUGAGGCAUUAUUAUUAUUAUAAUGGUUCAGGAGCAUAUACUGUCCUGAGGAAUCGUGCUUGUGGAGCUCAUGAGAGUUUACCUGGAGGGCUAUUGUUAUGAGUGCCAGAAUCUAUUCUUGUAGGUUACGGAAAACUUAUGAGAAAGACAUCAUUGUUUUGUGUUAAGAGAAUGCUCAAACCAAAAUGACUGUUUUCACUGUACCAGGUUAUUUUGAGAAAAAAAAAAGAAGAAAAGUAAGAACAGGCCCACAACUGUUGUUCAUUUAAUUCCUGACAUUGUAUAUUACAUUACUAAACAGUUAUGCCCUCUUACUUUUUGUAUUGCAUAAUAGAGCGAGUCUUUGAGAGACUGACCUUCCCUUUCGUCUUCACAGUCAGAAUUAAUUCAAGCUGUCUAAUGUCUUUGUGGAAUUUUGUAAUGCAUCACUUUGAAUACUAACUAGCGUGAUAUUGAAAAGGCUGUAGUCAAUCGCAUCAAGUCCUGAUGUUUCUGGAUUAUUUUCUUUUGUUGAAUCACUGGAACAAUAAGCCUGUGUAAAUGCAAUUGCAAAACUGAGCCACAUCUGAAAUGUUUUCAUUGAAAAUACAGGUAGUUAGUUGUGGAAAAAAAAGAAGAAAAGAAAAAAAAAGAGGAAGACUGGAGUUAAAAAUCUUUCACACUGAGAUGUACUCACAUAUUACUGUUUUAUAUGCUCCCUGCAAUUCUGUGCUCUCCUUGUGUUCCUUGCAAUAAUUUAUAGGUUCAUUGUAGUGGAUUAUUUGUCCAUGAUGAACCCUUAUUGUUAACAUGUAAAUAAGUUUGUUGUUUUGUAGCGUUUUGUAUUAAUAUUUAGAUUUUAAUUGUAUUUCUGUCCCAAUGUAACAUUCAUUCAAGCCAAACACAAUAUUAGAAGUAUGUUUGAUGAGAGAAGAAGUAAUCUAUUUUAAGAUGAACUCAUUGGAUUAUUAUCCUAUGAAUCCCUCUGAAUUAGAGCACUGUACACUGGUUGUACACACCAAGUUUGUAUGGGACUUUUGUGGACCGAAGAUGUUAGAAAAUUCUUUAUCCAUAUUUCAUAGUUCCAUAAAAUGUCCUAAUUUUAGUUAUAAACUGGUUGAGAUUUAGUUUCACCUAGUUACAAUGUCCACUUAGAGAAAGGAAAGGAAAAAAAUAGCAUCAUAUCUUAGCUUUGACUUUGCAUCCUAAGUUCGCAGUGGAAUGUUUGCAUGACUCAUCCAAGCACAAAAAGAAAACAGCUUGAGGCACAAGCGGGAAAGAUACUUUUUUAAGAAGACAUCUAUAUAUAUAAAUAAAUAAAUGUUUAUAUAUAUAUAUAAAUAUAUAUGUAAAUGUAUAUUCAGGGAACAAAACUCUGAUAACACAGGGAUGGACCAGAUGGUCCCUUGGUGCAAUCUGUGAAUAAUACCCAUGAUAAUGUAGAUGUUUGUCAAAGAACUCGCAUGUUAUUAAGGCAGACGUUGCAAACUUAAUGAGUGAAAAGAGAAGCUACCGACAACCCAGUGUCCAUCUGCCAUCUACCUGCUUCACUGGGAAGUCUACAAGGGCUUCCUUUGGUGUCCACUCUUUUUCUCUAUGAGUUCUUACUAUGCAAUCCCAAUGACAGUGCAGUUAAAUCUCAAAGCUUGCACAGCCUGGUGAAAAUAUGUGAUACAUUUUGUAAUACCUAAAAGCGAAAGAUUGACUAAAAUUUAACCAGUGGUGUACAUAAGACUAUCUUCAUCUCUCUUGAGUUGUUCUAUCAAUACUUUGUGUAUGCACUCUUGGUAUGUUGUAUUUUAAUUCUUUGGUGAAUUCAAAGCUGGUCCACGAGGGAGUGAUCCACUGAUGAAUCCUAGAUGCUAGGGAGAAUUUUAACUCAUAUAAUAAAUAAGAAAUACAGAUGGUAGAACCCUCCCCAUUUUUUCUCACUUAUUUUCUAUUUUGGUUUGUUGUACUUGCUGUUUUAUACAUUAUGCAAAAGUUAUGCAAAAUAAAAUCGUUUUACUCAUUG